Molecule: messenger RNA, 966 nt
Organism: Fusarium keratoplasticum
Lineage: Eukaryota; Fungi; Ascomycota; Sordariomycetes; Hypocreales; Nectriaceae
Exons: 1
Coding region: 1-966 (321 amino acids)
Source: RefSeq, a predicted model, not a curated record
AUGUCAGGCAACCCCCAAUCAUCGAAGACGACUGGCACUGGCAUUAUACAAGUCAUUGAACCGUCAUUCUCCGCUAUUUCACCCUAUCUCAUUACAUGUCCUCCAUAUGGCGACCCAGUCAACCCCGACAUCAACAUGGACAGAAAAGACUGCCCUAGUUACAAUGCCAACUAUCUCCAGGCGGCGAUCUGGAACUCACUGCCUGACGAAGCACCAUCUUUGAUCGGCAAAGAGUUGCGGGCCAUCUUCUUCAAAGAAACGGCCCUCUACCUACGCAGUGUCGAGCCUUAUAGCCUGGGAUGGCGUCGAGGUGGACUGUUGACAACUACCAAUGAGCCAAGCCUGUCUAAGCAAUGGUUCGCGGCAGCAGACACAAUCGAAUACCUGAACAAACAAAUCAUGGCUUACUUCGAGCCGACAUCAGUCACUAGCGUUGAAGGUGAUAGGCUUGGCCGCUAUGUGUAUCGCGAAUGGCUUCGUUUAUAUGACGGACGGCCGCCCUUCCAGCGGCAUUGCUUCUUUGCCAAGGCCGUUCAAAUUGGCGAGAAAGGGCCUCGAAACCUGGAGGAACUCACGGCAUUCCACAAGGCUUUUUGUGGAGUGAUAUUAGCUCACCUGGGCGACAUGGUCGAUUUCUAUCCCGAGUUUGAUCAAGAAAUGGGAAUGAACCCUUUGGCUGAGAGAUCGGCACUCUUCGGUCCCAGGCCAAGCCAGCGGGUGCAGUCGUGGCGAAAUCACGGCCAUACCAUGUGUCAUCUUUUUCGGGCGCUAGAUAUGGUUGUCGACGAUCAGUCUCUAUCAGAAGCUAGAGGGCCAUCUCGUGCCCGACGUGAGCGCGAGGAUGUGGCUCGCUACUUGAAAGGGAUCAUGACCGUAGGCUGCCACAAUACACAGUUAUACGUGUCAAGUUGGAAACUGCCGUACGCUUUGUGCGGGAGUUGUUACGCAAAGAAGAAAGCUCUUUAA